Messenger RNA from Raphanus sativus (radish), 2785 nucleotides. RefSeq lists its product as uncharacterized. Gene Ontology annotation, molecular function: zinc ion binding. The record is from RefSeq and is a predicted model, not a curated record. NCBI's taxonomy places the organism in Eukaryota, Viridiplantae, Streptophyta, Magnoliopsida, Brassicales, Brassicaceae. Bases 409 to 2631 code for a protein of 740 amino acids. The transcript has 3 exons.
AGACAUAACUCUCCCUAUUGUUGUCGGAGAGAAGGCAAAGGAGUAGUUUGGCAUCAUCGCCCUCGGAGAAACCUAAUCUCUACCUCUUCUGCCCCUUCUGAAAUUCCCGAUCUCACCCUUUUCUCUUCCCCCUUCAACAAUUUGUUCUUUCUAUUUUUUUUUACCCGCCAAAUUCAACUUCCCAUUCUUCCAACGACUCCUUUCCCCCAAUUCGAUUCCCUCAUCGAAACCCUAGAUUUAAGAUUGACGCAGCUACAUCAACCGUUCCGUUGGUUGAGGAACUUACUGUUCAGUGAAAGUGAUGAUGCAACACAAGGUACUGAUAACGCAAGAGAACUAGUUGUCCUUUCACGAGUGGGUUUUUUUUCUUCUCGAAGCAGUGUAAUAUACUAUAAGGUUCCUUCUGCAAUGGCCAAUCGCGAUUUAAUGCUUGGACAGGAUCACAACAUCGGUAUGAGCCAAGGUCAAUCACUGGUGCUUGGUCACAACCACGCUCUAGAACUCGGUCAAAACCACGACAUGGGUUUAGGACAAGCUCAACAUGAUGAUCACGAACUUGACUUAGGACAACACCAACACGAUGAUCAUCAUGAGCUAGGCUUAGGAGGACACAACCAAAACCAAGACGAAGAAGAUCAUCAUCACCAUCACGAUUACAUGAACGAGAAUGACAUCUCUGUUGAUCAAAAGCCUGGACACGACGAAGACGACGUUGAUCCAGAGAACCAAAUGUUCUCCUUGUCUGGUAACAACGAGAAUCUCGAACUAGCCAUCGACUCAAGCCACGAGAUCGAGAUCGAUCACCACGGGGAGAUGGUAAUGGUCACCACUCCCGUCCAAGCACGCUGCGCCGCCCUCUCCUCCGAGCUAACCUACCAGCUCACAGUCGGACAAGAGUUCCCAGACGUCAGGAGCUGCCGCAGAGCGCUGCGAGACAUGGCCAUCGCUCAGCAUUUCGAAAUGCAAACAAUAAAAUCCGACAAGACACGCUUCACAGCCAAAUGCUCUUCCGAAGGAUGUCCCUGGAGAGUCCACGCAGCCAAACUCCCUGGCGUCCCGACCUUCACCAUCAGGACCAUCCACGAGAGCCACACCUGCGGAGGGAUCAACCACUUAGGCCACCAGCAGGCCUCCGUCCAGUGGGUGGCCACCUCGGUCGAGCAGCGUCUCCGGGAGAACCCCAACUGCAAACCGAAAGAGAUCCUCGAGGAGAUACACCGCGUCCACGGCAUCACCUUGUCUUACAAGCAAGCCUGGCGCGGCAAAGAGAGGAUCAUGGCCACAAUGCGCGGCUCCUUCGAAGAAGGCUACCGUCUCCUCCCUCAGUACUGCGACCAGGUCAAGAGGACAAACCCCGGAAGCAUAGCCUCAGUCUACGGAUCCCCAGCAGACGACUGCUUCCAGCGUCUCUUCGUCUCCUUCCAAGCUUCAAUCUACGGGUUCUUAAACGCUUGCCGCCCGCUCCUCGGCUUAGACAGAACCUAUCUCAAAAGCAAGUACUUAGGCACGUUGCUUCUCGCUACUGGAUUCGAUGGAGACGGAGCUUUGUUCCCUUUAGCGUUUGGGAUUGUAGACGAAGAGAGCGAUGAGAACUGGAUGUGGUUCCUUUGUGAGCUUCAUAACCUUCUCGAGACCAACACCGAGAACAUGCCGAGGCUGACUAUACUAUCAGAUAGACAAAAGGGAAUCGUUGAAGGAGUUGAACAGAACUUCCCAACGGCCUUUCACGGCUUCUGCAUGAGGCACUUAAGCGAAAGCUUCCGUAAGGAGUUCAACAACAAUCUGUUAGUUAACUAUCUGUGGGAAGCGGCUCAAGCUCUGACGGUGAUCGAGUUCGAAGCUAAGCUACUCGAAGUUGAAGAAGCUUCUCAAGACGCUGCUUACUGGAUCAGACGUAUCCCUCCGAGGCUGUGGGCUACUGCCUACUUCGAAGGGCAACGGUUUGGUCAUCUGACGGCUAAUAUAGUCGAGUCUUUAAACUCGUGGAUCGGUGAAGCUUCUGGACUUCCGAUUAUACAGAUGAUGGAGUGCAUCAGGAGGCAGCUGAUGACUUGGUUCAACGAGCGGCGCGAGACCAGUAUGCAGUGGACUUCGAUACUCGUCCCAAGCGCCGAGCGGCGUGUCGCCGAGGCGCUUGAGCUUGCUAGAACCUACCAGGUGCUUAGAGCAAACGAGGCUGAGUUCGAAGUUAUAUCUCACGAAGGGAACAACAUUGUGGAUAUAAGGAACAGGUGUUGUCUCUGUAGAGGUUGGCAGUUAUACGGUUUGCCCUGCGCGCACGCCGUUGCUGCUCUUUUGUCUUGUAGGCAGAACGUUCAUAGGUUCACAGAGAGCUGUUUCACUGUGGCGACGUAUAGGAAGACUUACUCUCAGACGAUUCAUCCGAUUCCUGAUAAGAGUCUUUGGAGAGAGAUGUCUGAGGAGGGAGGAGGAGAUCCGAGUGUGAGUAAUAAAGCGGGUCUUGAUGUUGCUGUUGUUGUUAUAAACCCGCCUAAGUCGCUGAGACCGGCAGGUAGGCCGAGGAAGAGACGGGCGAGAGCUGAAGAUAGAGGACGUGUGAAGAGGGUUGUGCAUUGUAGCAGGUGUAACCAGACUGGUCAUUUCAGAACCACUUGUGCUGCACCCAUUUGAAUCUGUGUGCACACCCUUCAUCUCUUACCUUAUAAAAAGAACAGUUACUUGUUUGUUGUUUGUUUACUUGUAUCCAUUUACAUUGUAUGCUCAGCUGUAGCAGUAUUGUAUGCAUAAUAAGAAACUCUUUUUUUUAAUAAUAUAGAUGAGAUCA